CUGAAUUCACUGAAGGCAGUUAGCUGAGCUUAUCGAGGUAUUGACAGAACUGAAGCAGAUAUGAAGUCAGUAAUUGUAGGAGUGCUCCUUAUCGCUGCAGUGGCUUUUGCCAACAACAAUGACCAACAAUGCCAUACACCUGAGCAAUUCUCUGGAAAUUAUGCUGUGUUCAUGUACGACACUAGUAGCGGUUCGAUCGAUUCUACUCGUGGAAGAGUGACAUACGAUGGAGCUAACAAACGCAUUCGRCUGGAGGGACAACACAACAAUAUGAGAUACACAGUGAUUCAACUUUUCAACCAGGAGAAAGAGUAUUUCAUAACAGGUGACGGCAGCUGCAUUUGGUCGAAACCUCAAAUGUUUKCCAAAUACGAAAUACCAUCCGAUGCAAAGGGGGUAACAGGAGGUUUCAUUGGUCUCACUUCACACAAUCAGGUUUACGUAAACAGAUACGCUGGCGAAAAAUACGGAGCGAAGUACAUCGUUACCGCRGCAUAUAAACGACCACAGUGUAUGCCAGUAAGUGGAGUUGCCYUCGCAAAGACCAAAAUCGUCUACUUCAGUUUGACUGAGGUGGACUUGCAUGUUGAUGAAAACAUGUUUAACCCCCCCGCACACUGUCAGCAUGAAGGAGGACGUCGACGAAGAGKRGCUGGUAAUAUCCUGGACAGCCUAAAAUUUAUGMUUUUUUAGACAACUCACGUGACCUGAUAUCAAGGAUUGAUAAACAAUGGUUUAAGAAAGUCUUGCAGAUUAGUUAAAUAAAUAAACUAAGAAAAGAGCAUUGAAUU
Messenger RNA from Exaiptasia diaphana, 791 nucleotides. RefSeq lists its product as uncharacterized. Gene Ontology annotation, biological process: cell-matrix adhesion. Lineage: Eukaryota; Metazoa; Cnidaria; Anthozoa; Actiniaria; Aiptasiidae. The record is from RefSeq and is a predicted model, not a curated record. The transcript has 6 exons. Gene Ontology annotation, cellular component: lysosome; extracellular region. Gene Ontology annotation, molecular function: calcium ion binding. The coding region runs from base 61 to 693 and encodes 210 amino acids.